GGUUCUUGCGUUUGACGGGUGCGCGUGCGCUUGGCGGUGAGGGGAGGUGGCGCGUGCCUGCCUGUGGCGGUUGAAGACCGGGCGCGCGGACGGUCGUUACCCACCCUCAGCCCGCCUCUGUCGCGAUUGUGAGGCGCGGGAGAGGACAAUGGAGUGUAAAUGGUGAUGCAUCAAGCUGAUGAAAAUAAACAUCAUCACCCUUUCAGGGCUUGGGCUUUUUCUGAAGACUUCAGAAGGAAUGAAAUCAGCAUAUAAAAAUGGAAGAAAUCUAACUGGAGUUCUUCAUUAGCUGCAUCGAGAGAUCUGUGUUCAAUUUAUUAAAACCAGAUAGUUCAGGACACUUACUGCUCCUCUGGCACUAUAACUGUGUUAUCAAGAUCCAAGAUACAGUUUUCAAACCAGUGUAAUGAAUUGUUAACAGCAGCAUUUGAUCAUCAACCUGUAUUUUCAGAGAUACUUGGCUUGCUUUUUCAAUAGAACGUGUGUUCUGGAAGCCUGAAGAAGAGACUACAUGCAGUGUUGAACAACAUUACCUCUGACAUGCACAUCCACGCAAAAGCAGUCCAGCAUGGACAGCAGCUCUGUCAAGCUCUUGGUUCCCCUAGAAUGGGAAGAGAUAUGCUCUCAGUUGGCAGAGGACCAGCUACAAAGGGCGGGGAGGUUUUCAAAAUGGAUGACUGGAAACCGCUUCUUGUUCUUCUCUUUUUUUCCACCUUCUGCUCUGUAGAUGCACAGCAGACUGAUUGCGACAUAGAUCUUUCUAUAGCAAUUGAUAUAUCAAGGCACAUGCAGCCAGCAUCCACCGUGCUUCUGAAACAGAAAUUGCAAGCGUUCCUUCCCAAGCUUUUACUCCAGAUGAAAUUGCUGCCAAAUACCAGCUGUAAUGCUGGCUCUUUAGUCAACAUUAGAUUCAAGUUCCAAGUAUUGGCACAGACCAAAGAAUUCAUCUUUGACUCUGAUUUUGAAGACUAUAAUGAAGAGAUCAUCCAGAGGUUCUUAGGUGCACAGACCACUGUGAACACCUACCUGAAUGCAGACUUCUUACAGGCACUUGAGGAGAAGUUCUUCAAUGUGACCUCUGCUAAAGUGAAGGUUCUGUUAGUAUUUUCAGAUGGGCUGGAUGACUCACUGGAAGAUCUCAGAAAAGCAGCUGACUCCCUUCGCUUUAAAGGUCUUGAUGCACUGAUGUUAGUUGGCCUGGACAAUACACAGAACUUGACUGAACUUCGGGAAAUAGAGUUUGGCAGAGGGUUUGAAUACAACAAACCUCUGAGUGUUGGGUUUGCAGAGAUUGCAAGCAUCUUGCAGCGAAACCUUGAUACUGUUGCAGAAAGGAAAUGCUGUAAGAUUGUUUGUAAAUGCCUUGGAGAAAAUGGUGAUCUUGGUGGCCAGGGGAGUCCUGGAAGGAAGGGAAGUACAGGUUACAGAGGAUCUCCUGGCCAUCCUGGUGAGGAAGGUGGGGUUGGAGAGAGAGGACCAGUUGGUUUCAAUGGGACUCAAGGAGACAGGGGAUGUCCUGGUGCCAGAGGCCAUAAGGGGGCCAGAGGCUAUAGAGGAAGUCAGGGUGAACAUGGUGAGAGUGGAUUUGAUGGCACUAAUGGAGAGCAGGGAGAACAUGGAUUUCCUGGACCUUCUGGAGAGAAAGGCAACAGAGGAAAACAGGGCAGAAAAGGCCCCAGAGGAGAACCAGGUGAACGAGGAGAAUCUGGUCUAAGAGGAGAUCAUGGAGAUCCUGGGACUAACAGUAAUGUUCCUGGUCCUAAAGGUGAAAAGGGAAACCCAGCGCAGCAGGGAGACCCAGGACCACAUGGACUCCAAGGAGAGCAGGGUGAUGCUGGCCCUGAUGGUACAGCAGGUCGAAGAGGCCCCCCAGGUGUGAAGGGUGAGCAAGGAAAUCUGGGGGAUGCAGGUUACUCAGGAGACCCUGGUCUUCCAGGUCCACAGGGCCCAAGAGGACUGCAAGGGAUCAGAGGACCUCCAGGACCACAAGGCAUGCCAGGCCCUCUGGCUAGUCUGGGGGCCCCAGGUUCACCUGGCUCUGUUGGGAGGUUAGGUGCAAGAGGACCAAAGGGUGAACCUGGUGACCCUGGAGAGAAGGGCCCAGUGGGAUCAGCUGGACAGAGGGGCAUGCCUGGUAUGGAUGGCAGAGAUGCCUAUGGUCUUGAAGGAAGCAAAGGAGUAAAGGGAGAAUCUGGAUUCAUAGGAUAUCCUGGUCUAGAGGGAGAAGAGGGAGAUCCGGGCAUUCCAGGAGCUGAAGGACCCAAAGGAGUUAGGGGUAGAAGAGGUAAUGCUGGCACACCAGGUUCCCUGGGAGAUCCAGGGGACCAAGGGCUAUCAGGACCUAUGGGUGCCAAGGGACCAAUGGGCACCACUUUAAUGGAACCUUGUGAACUUGUGAAUUUUACACGAAAAAACUGCCCUUGCUCAUCAGAUACAUGUCCAGUUUAUCCAACUGAAGUGGUGUUUGCUUUUGAUAUGUCUGAAGAUGUUACGCCAGCUGCAUUUGAAAGAAUGAGGAACAUUGUUAUGUUAUUGCUGAAGAUCAUUAAGAUCAGUGAAAGCAAUUGCCCAACGGGCGCUCGUGUGUCUGUUGUUUCUUUCAAUGUCAAUACGCGCUAUCUCAUCCGAUUCUCAGAAUUCCAAAAAAGACACUUGCUGCUGCAAGCAGUCCAGAGAAUACCACUGGAGAGAUCAACUGGAAAACGUAAUAUUGGGACAGCCAUGAGAUUUGUUGCAAGAAAUGUCUUCAAACGUGUUCGUCAGGGCAUCCUCACAAGAAAAGUUGCCCUAUUUUUUGCCAGUGGUCCAUCGCAGGAUGGUGUUGCCAUCAACACGGCUGUGCUUGAGUUGAGUGCCUUGGAUAUCACUCCAGUGGUUAUUGCCUUCAGUGAAGUGCCAAAUGUCAGACGUGCUUUCUCGAUUGAUGAUACCAGAAGAUUUCAACUCUUUGUUUGGGAAAGACAAGAAGAUCAAAGUUUGGAUAACGUCACAUAUUGUACACUCUGCUUUGAUAAAUGCAGACCAAGGACCAACUGCGAGGUGCCCUUUUCUCCCCCUGUUCUGAUGGAUAUGGAUAUCACUUACAUCAUGGACAGCUCUCACACCAUCAGCUGUGAACAGUUUCAGAGAGCUAAAGACUUUGUGACCAACAUGCUAGAUCAGUUUGUCAUUUCCUCACAGCCAAACGAAACGUAUGGAGGCAUCAGAGUGGCACUGGUGCAGCAGGCUCCCAGGGGCUUCCUACCUGACAGAAACCAGACCCCUGUGGCUCUGGAGUUUGAUCUAGUCACAUACAGCAAUAAAGAUUUGAUGAAGAAACAUAUCCAAGAGUCUGUUCAUCAACUGGAAGGACCAUCAGCCAUUUCUUCUGCCCUACAGUGGACGGUUGAAAAUGUAUUUUUUAAAGCCCCUAGACCAAGAAAACACAGGGUCAUAUUUACAAUAGCUGGAAGCAAAACAAGCAUGUGGGACAGAGAGAAGCUGAGAGAGAUUUCACUUGGAGCCAAGUGCCAAGGAUUCACCUUGUUCACUCUUGCGCUUGGCGAUGAUGUGAGUGACGAUCAGCUGAUGGAGCUGUCAAGCUCCCCCACAGAUCAGCACUUACUGACAUUGGGCAGGGUUUCAACAUCUGAGAUGAUAUACGCUCAGAGGUUUAGUCGGGCAUUUCUAAAUCUUCUACAACAAGAAAUAAACAGUUAUCCUUCACCUGAACUUCAGCAAGAGUGUGAAAAUUUAGAUAGAGGAGAUGCACAACAGCAAGUGUCUAUGAUUGAAAGGAUGCCUUUUCCUGGAACUGAUGAAACUGGUUAUGAUCAUAGUUUAGAAGACCUUGAAAGAACUGAAAGGAGAGUCUUGGAGAAUAUUAAAGAGACCACCACAAAACCUGUAUAUACAAUGCCAGAAAUUAAAUAUGUUUAUGAGGAGAAUGAGUAUUUUACAGAGGAAGAUGCUGAAGGAAAAAAGCUACAAGAGUACGGAGAAACUCAGAAGGAGAAUGAAGAAAACUUAAAGGCAACAGUAGAAACUAGUGCUACCUAUAGUGAUUAUGAUGCAUGUGACCUUGUUCAAGAUAGUGGAGAAUGUCAAAAUUAUAUUCUGAAGUGGUACUACGACAAAGAGCAUAAAGUGUGUGGUCAGUUCUGGUAUGGGGGCUGUGGAGGCAAUAAAAAUAGAUUUGAAACGCAAGAAGAAUGUGGAUUCUUGUGCAUAGAAUCUUCCUAGUGCGGAGAUGCUUAAUUGAAUUCUUCAGUAACACCAUCAGGGUGAUGCGGUUGGACUAGGCGAUCUCCAGAGGUCCCUUCCAACCCUAACCAUUCUGUGAAAGAGAAAGCUUUACAUAGCUACUCAGCUCCCACAUUUCAGUUGAAAGAAAUACUUGCUUGUGAAGUUACCUAGUAACUUAAUAGUGAAAAUAAAACUAAUCCUCAGUUGAUCCAAUAUAGUAUGUUGAAAGUUGAGAAACUUUUGUUAGCUAACAAGGUAUUGUUUAAAAGGGAUAAAAGUAUCGGAACUUUACUUUCUUCCACAGACACCAAAAUGUACAAUUUUAAAUGUACUGAAUAAAAUAAAACAAUACCUCAGAGAUUUUAAUGAAAUAACAUUGGACACAAAAGACUAAUGUCAACAUGUUUUUAUACAUUUGCUUGCAUUUAUCCUGCUUAUAGAAAAUGCCAAAAGCGUUUAGCUCUCAAAUGAUAUAGACUUACUAGAAUUUACUUCACUUUGAUUUAGAGGAUUUUAAACUAUAGGGUCAUUCUUGGCUUUUGAAUUAUUCUGAAUAAUCCAAGAUGUUAAUAAAGUCAGUCAUUCUCAAA
Messenger RNA from Columba livia (rock pigeon), 4814 nucleotides. RefSeq names its product collagen alpha-4(VI) chain-like. NCBI's taxonomy places the organism in Eukaryota, Metazoa, Chordata, Aves, Columbiformes, Columbidae. The transcript is spliced from 37 exons. Bases 541 to 4221 code for a protein of 1226 amino acids. Gene Ontology annotation, cellular component: extracellular matrix. The record is from RefSeq and is a predicted model, not a curated record. Gene Ontology annotation, molecular function: serine-type endopeptidase inhibitor activity.